AGUUUAUGUUUCUGCUGCGGUCGCAUCACGGAAGUGAAUCCAGGUUUUGUGUUGCUAAAUAGUGAGUUUUCAGUGUAUGUUUUCUUUUUAAUCCCACUGAUUAAGCGCGGUGUUUUGGCGUGUAAUGGGUGGAUUUGGAGUGAUGGCUAAUGAGGAAUCUCUGGAUUAUUCCGUGCAUGAAGCGUGGAACGAAGCGACUAAUGUUUACCUGCUGGUUAUUUUGGUCAGUUUUGCACUGCUGAUGUACGCCAGAAAGAAUAAGAGGAAGAUCAUGCGCAUCUUUACGAUGCCUCCCACGGUGGGAUCCGCUCCGGAGCCGAAUUUCUACGACAGCCUGCAGAAAGUGCGGCUCAGGCAGCAGCUGGAGAUGUAUUCUCUCUCCAGAAAGUUUGAGCAGCAGCACCAGCAGGGCCAGGCGACGGAGUGUGUGCAGCUGGCGAUGGAGUGAAGGAGACCUGACAGCUCUGUGUGAAGAUCAAAUGAGUACACGAAUGUGAAGAAGCUGUGUGCUGAUGCAGUGAUGUUUAGGUGUGCAAUAUUUCAGCUGCACCUUUUUUCAUUUCUUUAGUCAUCCUGAAGUCUGAACAUGAGGAAGAACACACACACACACACACACACACACACACACACAGAGACAGACACAGCUCCCUGCUAAACUGCUCACUGAGGGAAGAUAUUAAUAUUUUACUUGAAUGUUCUCUUUUUAGUUGCGAAAUUAUUUAAAAAUGGCAAAAUGAGUGAUAAAGAAUAAGAAAAGUACCUUGGAUGAGUGCCACAAUUGAAUUAUGAGCAGUUGCUGCCACCUAGUGGUUGUUUUUUAGUAUUGCAGGUUCAUGGACUAGCAAGAUUUUUUUUCCUGUUUCUACAGUUGGAUAAAUUCUAAUGAUUAGAAAUGCAGUCAUUCUUCUACAGUUAUCUUUUAAAAAUGUACAUAUAUAUCUCUAUUAUGUAGGUUAUAUGUUUUGUCUUUAUAUGUUUUGUUUAAUAGGUUUCCAUGGUGGAAUGCUAUUGUAUGGUGGUGUACGGUUUUGGAUGUAGCUCAGCCAUGUUUCAGAAAUACUUAAAUUCUUUGCACUCCCCCAUACUAACAAGGUUUACAGGUGUUUUUAUUAUUAUUAUUAUUAUUAUUAUUAUUAUUUAAAAAAAAUUAUCACUCAGAUUUAGUGUCACGUUUUGCAUUUUUGAAAAACAGCGGCUGACUUAUGUCGCCCUCUGGUGGCCGUUUUUGGUAACAGCAAGUUUUUUUUUCUUCUGUGGUAUAUACAGGGUGUCCCAAAAGUCUCCAUACACAGGGGAAAUUAACACUUUUAGCAAAAUGUCUUCCAAAAUUUUUCAUACUUUAAUUUAUAUUGUAUUUUUUUCAAAUAGCCUUUUAAGAAGCAUUUGACAAAAGAAGAACAUAUUGAAAUCAUUCACAAGGUUGUGAUGUCACAAGGUUGUGAUGGAAUUUAACAGGAAACAUGGCAAGCACGUCACACACGACACUGUUGCCAAACUUAUUAACAAAUUCAAAAAGACUGGAAAUGUUGCAGACCAACUGAGAAGUCCAUGAACAUCCACUGAUGAAGGCACAACCGACGUGGUUCUGGCAAACAUAGUGCCCCAUGUAUAAAGACUUUUGGGAGAUCUUGUAUUAUAUGUAAUUCUAUUAUUAUUCUUAUUAUUCUGGUCCCUGUGAUGAAUCAUUUUCAGUUAGAAUUUCUUUACACCACACCUCGUUUAAGUCUUUUUUCCAUUUCCUGGAGUCAGUAUGGGGAUCUUUGAUUUGUAGCACAUUUUAAAUUAUAGAACUCUUAUUGCUUUUUAGUUCUACCUUUUCCCAAAGAACAGCAUGGGUAGUUCACGUGGUUAAGCUGAAUUUUGUUAAAAUAAAAACAUAUUAAGAGAGACACGCCCCUCUAAAAAGAAGGAGAAAAAUUAUAGCAAAAAGCAAAGUAUAAAUAAAGUAAUUAAAAAAAACCUGAA
Molecule: messenger RNA, 1965 nt
Organism: Pangasianodon hypophthalmus (striped catfish)
Lineage: Eukaryota; Metazoa; Chordata; Actinopteri; Siluriformes; Pangasiidae
Gene: smim19
Product: small integral membrane protein 19
Exons: 3
Coding region: 125-448 (107 amino acids)
Source: RefSeq, a predicted model, not a curated record